This is a messenger RNA of Saimiri boliviensis boliviensis (Bolivian squirrel monkey), 7809 nucleotides long. It is a transcript of the gene BCL6, whose product is annotated as BCL6 transcription repressor. Gene Ontology annotation, molecular function: DNA-binding transcription factor activity, RNA polymerase II-specific; protein binding. Lineage: Eukaryota; Metazoa; Chordata; Mammalia; Primates; Cebidae. The record is from RefSeq and is a predicted model, not a curated record. Gene Ontology annotation, biological process: regulation of transcription by RNA polymerase II. Gene Ontology annotation, cellular component: nucleus.
CCCACGACCUCCAAAGUUUUGUUUGACAAGAGGGAUGAAAAUCGGAAAGGCGUCGCUGCUCGCCCAGUCCACCGUCACUCAGCGAUGAGCAUCUAUUUCCACUAAGAGAAACCACAAAUAACCCGCUUCGAACCCACCAUCUUCCUGUCCCCGCGGCCCUUCUCAGGAGGAGUCGGUAGUGGGAGGAUGCCCUCUGGGAGCUCAGGGGCUUUGGGAAGUACAACUCUUUUUUUUUUUUUUUUUAGCAGUUGAGGAAACAGGCCCGACGAGGAGGCUUGUUAGUGGCGAGUUAGUGACUUAACCAGGACCAGAUUUUAAGCUUUUGAAUUUCAUGCCAGUGUCUGAGAGUCAAAGGCGGGUUGAUCUCAGCUCCUUUGAAGUAUCCACGAGAAAGGAGCGACGGCCAGAACCAGGAGUCCAACCUCUUAGGAUGCCUUGUUUGUCAGCAGUCAUUGGAAACCGUUCCCCAGCAGUCCUGGAGGAAUUGUUUUUUUUUUUUUUUUUUUUUUUUUUUUUAAAGAAAAUAUGGCUUCAGAUUUUCGGUAAUAGGAAAAGCCCAGAUGGUGCUGAGGGGUGGGGGUCUCGAGCUCGGGGGUUCGCGUGUUAGGCAGGGUCGGGGGUGAAGGCCUGGGCCAAAGACUUGCAGGGGCGAGCCUCGAUCCUCACACCGCUCUCUUCCCCUUCCUUCCAUCCCUUGCAUGGCUGCCUGGCGAGAAACCGGGUGUGUGUGUGUGAGGGGCCGGGGGCCACGCGGACUGGCCAGAGUCCGUGCCACAACAGCCCCUCCGUAAAGUUUUCUUCUUCCGAGCUCGUGACUUAAGAUGGCAAACGCGCGUCCGCAGGCUGGCGGCCCCUAGCGGCGGCCGGCGCACUCUGCAGCGGGAGGCGGCGCCGUCGCCCCCGCCCGGGUCCGCGGGGAUCGAGUUCAGCCUCUCCCACUGCGGGAGCCGUCGGAGGCCGCGUCGGAGAAACGCGCCUCUGUUCGGGCUGGAAACGAAUCUGGGAACGUGUUUGAAGCGCGGUCAAGUUUGACUCAUCGCUUUCCAAGGACAGUUAGUGCCUUCCAUCUUCAUUAACGUGAAUAAGAACCUUGGCUGACUUCUUUCCAGAUCGAAUUUUUAAAGGCAUUGUUUGCUUGAGGAGAUCAUGCCUCUCCCCUCCCCCGCCAGCCUUUUUUUUUUUUUUUUCAAAGGCUGAGCCCAAUCCAGCCAGGAUGGCCGAGGGAUCUCUGCCCCGGGACGUGAUUUGCUGGCACUGUCUUCGAGCCGUUCUGGAAGGCUGUCUUGAGCUGAGCGUUUGGGGAGCGUCCUUUCUGCAACUCCUCUUCAGAUCUUGAUGAUAAAACACAUCCUUCUGUUUUAUUGCAUUUCCUAGAAGCUUGCAGGCUUGUAAGAGCGCUGUUGGCAGGAAACGUGAUAGAAAUGAAAGUCAGGACAUCUUGUCCCCGGACACCUCGGUUACCUAAAGCGGCUGCCGAGGCCAUCGUGUUAUCAAAUUUGCUUUUAUCCACUGUCGCCUCCCGCACCCUCCCGUCCCCCAGACAAGAGGGCGAAGAGUGUUUUUCCCUAAGAAUAAAAACAACUCAGCGGUCUGACCUCACCCCCUGCCGCCGGACCACAGUGGUGUCUACGGCCGUGCAGAGACUCUACGGAGACCGGGAGCCCCACCGCAGGGCCCCUGAUGCGGGGUUCACUCCGGCAGCUCCAGCCUUAUUAAAAUUCCUUGUCCUUGUCCCUAAACAGUGCUUUACACUUUCAAAUUCCCCUUUGGAUUUUUCAGCGAGUUAUUGGAGUUAUUAGAUUACCAAUAAUCCAACAGCCGGCCUGGCUGGAGAGUCGGGGGGAAGGGCGGAAGGCAUUCUCCAAAUCAGGAGGCUCUGGCCAAACUAGGUCAAUGGGAAGGAGGGGAGGGGCGAGAAAGGGCUGGACGGUUUCAAACCUUGAUGGAGGGCUCUCUCUAGUGUUAGGCAGCGGCAAAAACACCCUUAGGUCUGAGCUCCCGGAACCACGGGACUCCUAAUUGCCAAUAAAUGCACUUACUUGAGUUUAACUUCCCAGAUGCUCAUCCCUACCCCAUAUUAAAACCCAGCCUUCUCUUUCACCUUUAUCCCCCCGGGCGAAGGGGUGGGAAGGCCUCCAUGUAGAAUUUUGAGGCCGAAGAGGCUCAGCCUCUGCGCACCGACUCUGACCUUUCCGCUGCCGCAGAAGGGCUGAGCGGCGCAGCGUGGCGCCACUGGCUGGUUUUAGGACCUGACUGCGGCCUUGGUUGCUGAGUCUUUCGCUGUCCCCUGACCCCUAAAAGCGCACCCCGGAGCCUGCUACCGAGACCAAAUAGGACAGGGCAUCCCGGGGUUAUCAUUCCCGGGAGGGCCGCGGGAAGACGAGGCAAGUGUGGAGAGCGCCCGUGUCCGCGCAGGGGUCGGGGCUGGGCCUCUGCCCAGUCCAAGCCGGGUCUCUACGGUUUCGGGAAAAUCGGGUUCAGAAAUCCUUACGGCCCGGCAGCUCCUAUUCUGAAGACUUUGGGCGGAAACCAAGCGGAGCUGGGUUCCCGUUCUUGCCAACGUCGGCGGAAGGGGCUUUCGGUUUAGUUUUUCUCCAACCUUGGCUGGGGCGCCUUUGAUGGAGACCCUCAGCAGUAGGGAUUCCAUCUUUUUGACCUUGAAGUCUCGCCCUAACAUCCCCCUAAAAGAAGGGGGGCGAGGGAGAAUGGAAGGCAAAAAGAGGAAAAAAAGCAAAUAAACUUCGGAAUCGGGCAACUUAAAGUCACGAUAUGAGCCUCGGAUUGGAUUCCAACUCCUGGGUUCUAGUCCCAGCUCUGCUGCUAACUGACCUUCCCCGUUGAUAAACUGUUGUGGGUGAGAGGUUGGACUAGGUGAACUCUGAGAGCCCUGGACUUGGCGCAGACGAGGGAUUUAGGGGAAAGUGUGCUGUAUUCCCCGCGAGCCUUCCCCGGCGGCCCCGCCUCCCCGGGUGAAUCCCCGGCGGCCGGCGCAGCGCAGGCGGCGAUCCUGGCGGCUGCCGGGCCCGGCAGCUUCCUGGAAAGUUACUUCUCGUUGGAGCCGGCGAUAGGCAGAGCAGGUUCUGCGAAAUCCGCAGAGCCGAGAUUGACUACGUUCCGGGAAUGAGAGGGCUGUGCCAUUCCCCUCAUUGCCUGAUGUCUUGACGGCGUAACAGGAAAAAAAAAAAAAAAAAAAAAAAAAAAAAAAAAAAAAAAAGGCAUACACACCAUGUUAGCUACCGAGGUGCAUGAAAAGUUUUAUUUGAAUGUAACUAAAUUAAGGGCCGCCACAGUCAUCCCACAAAGUCUCGGUCCCGCCUUGCGGGGGGCUUGGAGGUGGAUCGCCCAGGGGCGGGCAGUCCCUGGAAGACAGGUACGGUGUCGUCGGGGUGGGGCAGUGAGGUCUGCCCAGGCUUGCCCCGGCCCGCAGGGCUCCUGUUUGUGCUCUUGUGUGUGAAGGAGAAAAUGGGGCUGCCUGGUGCCAGCCCAGGGGAGGAGGGAGGAAAAGAAUGGGGUCUUUGGUAUUGGCUAGCUCUCUGCCUCUUAACAUCGCCCCUGGCUCUUCUCUCAUUCUCUCUCUCUCUCUCUCUCUCUCUCUCUCUCUCUCUCUCUCUCUCUCUGGCUUCUGCUGCUGUCUUCUCUCUCUUUGCUUUUUUAUUUUUGGUUCCUGUUUUCUUCUUCAGUGGAAAGCUCUUUUAAUGGAUCUGCCUUCUCAAGGAGCCUAGUUGGAUAUGCACAAGGAAAGCUCCCAAGGAGCUAAAGGGAAGAAGGGAGGAGGAAACACCGAGCUCUCCCAUGGUGGUUACUGAGCCCGCGGGGGUGCGGGACGUUGGGAUGGGAAGUCCGGGUCUGGGGGCGGCGGCUGUCAGUUUCUCAUUGACAGCCCUGCUUUUCCUCGGAGAUUGUUUUUGCGGGUAGUCUUGUGUGUGGCAUUGGCGGCAGGGCUGAAUCUAGGAGAUGCGACCUGUCCAGGACUUGCUGGAAAUUGGCUUUGAGAUCUUAGGCAAGGCUUCUCACCUGGAGCUUCAGUUCCCUCCCUGAUCAAUCGGGGCUGUUAGAAGGAUACGAUGCAAUCGUGAGGGGUGGGAAAGGACCGAGAGCUGUGUACCAAAGCAAACUAAAUGCUGGUGGUGCUUCCACACCUGCGGCGUCUAGGGUGGGGGCGGUGACGGCAUUGCCCACACUCAACCCCCAGGCUCAGGAGUUGGGGGGAGGGCCUCUUAAGAAGAGCUGGCUUACAAAGGAGUGAGCUUGAUAAGGACCUGCGCCUUGUGUGUGUCUAUUUAUUUGCUUUUGGUCAGGCAGAGGCUUAAGGUGAAAAGCCCAAGUCCCAACUGACCGUGGACACAGGGGAACUUGUUUGUUUGUUUCAUUCUGCAUCUGGAGUGAGUCAUGGCCACUUGUCAUGGUGAAAUGGCAAAUCUGGGCUUCCUGUGGUUCCAGAAGCCUGUGCCUGGAAAUCCACAAGCGAGCUGGUGGUUGAAGCUGGUUAAAGAACAGCCUAGGUAUUCCAGAAGUGUUUGAGGAUCGCUUCCAUGAGGGAAGAGAGGCAAGUUUAUAAGUAAACCUCCCAUGUGUCUUCAGCUUUCUUUUGUGAAGGAGAAAAUCUUUGCAGUUUGGUUAAGACCGAGUUAGUAUAGCUGUCUUGGCCUAUCCUGAGUUGGAUGGGGAGAGGAGGGGAUAGGUUCUUUGGUCUUUUUCUGUCCUCUCCUUUCCCCACUUCCUUCCCCGCAGCCCCCACUUGCUCACAUGCACACACUAACCUUGGAGCCGAUGGGAUUGAGUGACUGGCACUUGGGACCACAGAGAAAUGUCAGAGUGUUUGGUUACAGACUCAAGGAAACCUCUCAUUUUAGAGUGCUCAUUUGGUUUUAAGCAAAAUUUUGGACUUUGAAGCAAGACAUUGGUGAAGACAAAAUGGCCUCGCCGGCUGACAGCUGUAUCCAGUUCACCCGCCAUGCCAGUGACGUUCUUCUCAACCUUAAUCGUCUCCGGAGUCGAGACAUCUUGACUGAUGUUGUCAUUGUUGUGAGCCGUGAGCAGUUUAGAGCCCAUAAAACAGUCCUCAUGGCCUGCAGUGGCCUGUUCUAUAGCAUCUUCACAGACCAGUUGAAAUGCAACCUUAGUGUGAUCAAUUUAGAUCCUGAGAUCAACCCCGAGGGGUUCUGCAUCCUCCUGGACUUUAUGUACACGUCUCGACUCAAUUUGCGGGAGGGCAACAUCAUGGCCGUAAUGGCCACAGCUAUGUACCUGCAGAUGGAGCAUGUUGUGGAUACUUGCCGGAAGUUCAUCAAGGCCAGUGAAGCAGAGAUGGUUCCUGCCAUCAAGCCUCCCCGUGAAGAGUUCCUCAACAGCCGGAUGCUGAUGCCCCAAGACAUUAUGGCUUAUCGGGGCCGUGAGGUGGUGGAGAACAGCCUGCCGCUGAGGAGUGCCCCUGGGUGUGAGAGCAGAGCCUUUGCCCCCAGCCUGUACAGUGGCCUGUCCACACCACCAGCCUCUUACCCCAUGUACAGCCACCUCCCCGUCAGCAGCUUCCUCUUCUCCGAUGAGGAGCUUCGAGAUGUCCGCAUGCCUGUGGCCAACCCCUUCCCCAAGGAGCGGGCCCUCCCGUGCGACAGUGCCAGGCCAGUCCCCGGUGAGUACAGCCGGCUGGCCUUAGAGGAGUCCCCUGGCGUGUGCCAUGGCAAUAUCUAUUCGCCCAAGGAAACAGUCCCAGAAGAGGCACGAAGUGACAUGCACUACGGUGUGGCCGAGGGACCCAAGCCUGCUGCCCCCUCAGCCCGAAACGCCCCCUACUUCCCCUGUGACAAGGCCAGCAAAGAAGAAGAGAGACCCUCCUCAGAAGAUGAGAUUGCCUUGCAUUUCGAGCCCCCCAAUGCGCCCCUGAACCGGAAGGGUCUGGUGAGUCCACAGAGCCCCCAGAAAUCUGACUGCCAGCCCAACUCGCCUACAGAGUCCUGCAGCAGUAAGAAUGCCUGCAUCCUCCAGGCCUCUGGCUCCCCUCCAGCCAAGAGCCCCACUGACCCCAAAGCCUGCAACUGGAAGAAAUACAAGUUCAUCGUGCUCAACAGCCUCAACCAGAAUGCCAAACCAGAAGGGCCAGAGCAGGCUGAGCUGGGCCGCCUUUCCCCACGAGCCUACACCGCCCCGCCUGUCUGCCAGCCACCCAUGGAGCCUGAGAACCUUGACCUCCAGUCCCCAACCAAGCUCAGCGCCAGCGGGGAGGACUCCACCAUCCCACAAGCCAGCCGGCUCAAUAACAUCGUUAACAGGUCCCUGACGGGCUCUCCCCGCAGCAGCAGUGAGAGCCACUCACCGCUCUACAUGCACCCGCCGAAGUGCGCGUCCUGUGGCUCUCAGUCCCCACAGCAUGCAGAGAUGUGCCUGCACACUGCCGGACCCACGUUCCCCGAGGAGAUGGGAGAGACCCAGUCUGAGUACUCGGAUUCCAGCUGUGAGAACGGAGCCUUCUUCUGCAAUGAGUGUGACUGCCGCUUCUCUGAGGAGGCCUCACUCAAGAGGCACACGCUGCAGACCCACAGUGACAAACCCUACAAGUGUGACCGCUGCCAGGCCUCCUUCCGCUACAAGGGCAACCUCGCCAGCCACAAGACUGUCCACACCGGUGAGAAACCCUAUCGUUGCAACAUCUGUGGGGCCCAGUUCAACCGGCCAGCCAACCUGAAAACCCACACUCGAAUUCACUCUGGAGAGAAGCCCUACAAAUGCGAAACCUGUGGAGCCAGAUUUGUACAGGUGGCCCACCUCCGUGCCCAUGUGCUCAUCCACACUGGCGAGAAGCCCUAUCCCUGUGAAAUCUGUGGCACCCGUUUCCGGCACCUUCAGACUCUGAAGAGCCACCUGCGAAUCCACACGGGAGAGAAACCUUACCAUUGUGAGAAGUGUAACCUGCAUUUCCGUCACAAAAGCCAGCUGCGACUUCACUUGCGCCAGAAGCAUGGCGCCAUCACCAACACCAAGGUGCAAUACCGCGUGUCGGCCACAGACCUGCCUCCGGAGCUCCCCAAAGCCUGCUGAAGCAUGGAGUGUUGAUGCUUUUUCCUCUCCAGCCCCUUCUCAGAAUCUACCCAAAGGAUACUGUAACACUUUACAAUGUUCAUCCCAUGAUGUAGUGCCUCUUUCAUCCACUAGUGCAAAUCAUAGCUGGGGGUGGGGGGUGUCGGGGGUCGGGGCCUGGGGGAUUGGGAGUCACGGCAGCUCCCCCUCCCCCACUGCCAUAAAACAUUAAGAAAAUAAUAUUGCUUCUUCUCCUAUGUGUAAGGUGAACCACGUCAGCAAAAAGCAAAAUCAUUUUCUAUGUCAAAGCGGGGAGUACGCAAAAAGUUCUGACUUGACUUUAGUCUGCAAAAUGAGGAAUGUAUAUGUUUCGUGGGAACAGAUGUUUCUUUUGUAUGUAAAUGUGCAUUCUUUUAAAAGACAAGACUUCGGUAUGUUAUAAAAGAGAGGGCUUUAAUUUUUUUAACCAAAGGUGAAGGAAUAUAUGGCAGAGCUGUAAAUAUAUAAAUAUAUAUAUAUAUAUAAAAUAAAUAUAUAUAAACCUAAAAAAGAUAUAUUAAAAAUAUAAAACUGCGUUAAAGGCUCGAUUUUGUAUCUGCAGGCAGACACGGAUCUGAGAAUCUUUAUUGAGAAAGAGCACUUAAGAGAAUAUUUUAAGUAUUGCAUCUGUAUAAGUAAGAAAAUAUUUUGUCUAAAAUGCCUCAGUGUAUUUGUAUUUUUUUGCAAGUGAAGGUUUACAAUUUACAAAGUGUGUAUUAAAAAAAAAAAAAAACAAAAAAACCCGCAGAAGGAAAA